GGCAGAAGAAACAAGAAGAAGAAGAAAAGGGGAAAACUGAACAGAGUCAGGCCCUCUAUGUUGUCGGGACUGAAAUUUGGAGGCAGAUUGGGCAAAUCCAGGAAAGGAAGCGAUUCUUCUGCACUCAGCCAAAUGUCAGGCCCAAGUGUCAGGGUGUCCAUGGAAAGAAACAGCAUUGAGACCAUCUCCCUUCAGUCAAAUAUUCCACCCGACACGGUGCUGCCAGCAGUGACAAAAACAGGAGAACACAAACCGCCAUUAAAAUCACCAUCUAGAAUAGCACCCUAUCUGGAAUUG
This is a messenger RNA of Lymnaea stagnalis (great pond snail), 297 nucleotides long. The record is from the annotation of a GenBank genome assembly. NCBI's taxonomy places the organism in Eukaryota, Metazoa, Mollusca, Gastropoda, Lymnaeidae.